AUGAGUCGUAAGAGAGACAGCCCCUACUUUUCCCGCCACGACUUCAAGCGCCGCCGUCCACUGCCGGAGCCAGCGGAGGAAGAAAGACCCACCACCAGGCCGACGCCUCCUUCUGCUGUAGUCGUCAUGGGUCUCCCUCUUGACUGCUCCGUCCUCGAUCUCAAGUCUCGAUUUGAGAUCUACGGCUCCAUCUCCCGUAUCCGUAUCGACCGUGACACCGUCGGCUACAUAACCUACCGGAAUAAAGACUCAGCGGAAGCCGCCAUCGCCGCUGGCCACGAUCCUUCCUUUGGCGUCACCGUCAAUUCCAAAAAGGUUCAGGUGUUGUGGGCAACGGAUCCUCUAGCCAUGUGGAGGGAAGGAGUAGGUAAGAACAAGGAUAGUGUGUCUAUGUCAAAGCUUGUGCGAGCUGACGUACCUUUGAGAAGACAUGGAAGAAGUAAUAAACUUGCUUCAACUAUAGAGAAUACCAAAAGUAAUAACGAUGGUUCUGGUAGCUCGGUUCUUGAAGUUCCUUCCAGAGGUAGAGAAAUUGUUGCUUAUGAUGAUAUAAUGUAA
Messenger RNA from Lathyrus sativus (Indian pea), 558 nucleotides. NCBI's taxonomy places the organism in Eukaryota, Viridiplantae, Streptophyta, Magnoliopsida, Fabales, Fabaceae. The record is from the annotation of a GenBank genome assembly.